UUAUAACUUAUAACUUAUAAGUAACUAGCUCCUACGAUUAUACUUCAUGUCGGCAAGAAGUAAAAAGAUUAACAAUAUGGCUUAUGGCAAGCUUUGCCUUUUACUGCUUAUUCUUUCUGGUCUGUCUCUAACUAUACAUGCCAAGCUUUCAUCUAAUUUUUACUCUUCUACUUGUCCAAAUGCUCUCACUAUUGUCAAGCAAGAGAUUGCGAAAGCCAUAAAAAUCGAGGCUCGAAUCGGAGCUUCGUUACUUCGCUUGCACUUUCAUGGUUGCUUUGUCAAUGGUUGCGAUGGAUCACUUCUUUUGGAUGAUACUUCAACUUUAUUAGGCGAAAAAACAGCUAAUGCUAAUAACAACUCAGUUCGCGGGUUUGAGGUUGUAGACAACAUUAAGGCCAAUUUAGAGAAGGCUUGCCCCGGAGUUGUGUCUUGUGCUGAUAUUCUUGCUAUUGCUGCUCGUGAUGCUGUUGUUUAUUAUGGUGGCCCAUUUUGGAAAGUAAAAUUAGGAAGAAGAGACUCUCUCACUGCCAAUAGAAGUGCAGCCAAUGUGUUUAUCCCUCAACCUUCUUUCAAUCUUAGUAAUCUUACCUCAAGUUUUGCUACCGUGUGUUACAAAUUAUAUGUAGUUUUAGGAUUGUGCGGGCAUACCGUUGGGUUUGCGAGGUGCACAAGUUUUCGGCCACACAUAUACAAUGACACGAACAUUGAUUCGGCCUUUGCCAAAUCGCUUCAGAACACGUGUCCGCGAAGUGGAAACGACAACGUUUUGCAGCCCCUAGAUUACCAAACAAGGUUUCGUUUUGAUGACAAGUAUUACCAGAAUCUAUUGGUUAAGAAAGGUUUGCUUCAUUCGGACCAGCAACUUUACAAUGGGAAUAAAGCUGAUUCUCUUGCUAAAAAGUAUGCUAUGAAGCAAGGCGAUUUUUUUAAGGACUUUGCUAAAAGCAUGAUUAGGAUGGGGAACAUCAAGCCACUCACUGGAAAUAAUGGCCAAAUUAGGACCAAUUGCCGUAAACCUAAUUAGGAAAACUUAAUUUCUCGUAUAUAGAUGUUAGCUAAUUUAGUUUGUGAUGUUUGAAGGUGAUAUCUAAGGCUUAAAAUAGUCCAUAGAGCAAAAAGUUAUUGUCUAAUGUCUUAUAUGUUCAUAAGAUUGAUCAAUGUAAGAAUAAUGGUUGUGAUACGUCCAAAAUCUUACCUAAAUAAUGUAACAUUUGUUGUGCUUCCA
Messenger RNA from Beta vulgaris subsp. vulgaris (sugar beet), 1225 nucleotides. RefSeq names its product peroxidase P7. NCBI's taxonomy places the organism in Eukaryota, Viridiplantae, Streptophyta, Magnoliopsida, Caryophyllales, Amaranthaceae. Bases 47 to 1024 code for a protein of 325 amino acids. The transcript is spliced from 4 exons. Gene Ontology annotation, biological process: response to oxidative stress; hydrogen peroxide catabolic process. The record is from RefSeq and is a predicted model, not a curated record. Gene Ontology annotation, molecular function: heme binding; peroxidase activity.